Molecule: messenger RNA, 2175 nt
Organism: Penicillium canescens
Lineage: Eukaryota; Fungi; Ascomycota; Eurotiomycetes; Eurotiales; Aspergillaceae
Product: putative C6 transcription factor
Exons: 3
Coding region: 1-2175 (724 amino acids)
Biological process (GO): regulation of DNA-templated transcription; DNA-templated transcription
Molecular function (GO): DNA binding; DNA-binding transcription factor activity, RNA polymerase II-specific; zinc ion binding
Source: RefSeq, a predicted model, not a curated record
AUGAGCUACACUGUAGGCCAGGUGAGCAUCGAGAAAGCUCCUCGGUCCUCCGCCCCGCGGGUCCGGCUCACCUGCGAGGCAUGUCGUCAGCGCAAGGUCAGAUGCGACAAGUUGAGCCCCUGUACAAGUUGCCAGCGUCUCGGUCUUGUCUGUGUUCCUGUUGAGCGCGCACGGCUGCCAAGGGGGCGGACGCGAAAACCCGCUGAGCGGGUCGGGGGCUCAGACAAGGAAUUAUCUGAGCGGGUCGCGAAGCUUGAGGCCCUCCUGAGGAAAGUUGCCACGGAGCGAGAUGAGGACGCGGAUGCUAUAGUUACUGAGGCUUCACAUCCUUCGGCUGAGGUCAGGAAGGUUGAUCCCGACGGGGCCGAUCACAGUGAAAUUCCCAGUCUGAGUGUCCCGCAUCGACCUCAUCCGUCGACGACUUAUAUGGGAAUCUCCUUCUGGGAGGAUAUUAUACAACAGACACAAGAAUUGCGCACUGUUCUGGACGACCGUCUAGAAAACGAUCAUAGCGACAUCAAAGACUCGGCUGGCUUUGGAUUGUCCCUUGUGAGCUCGGAGAGUCCAGAGGGCUCAACAAAUUCGCCUCAUUCUAACAAAGGGGUCUUCCUACAACCUCAUAUUCGGCAAAGGCUGUGUGACAUCUAUCUGCAAAAUGUAGAUCCGGUUUUCAAAGUGAUACACAGACCUUCCCUACGAGACUUUUUAAGGGAUGAGAAGCCAUAUUUGGACUAUGAGCCAGAUCAUCAGGCGCCGGCUACUCUCGCAUCCGCGGUUUAUCUUGCCGCCGUGUGUACCAUUGAUGAUGCGGAAUGUCAGUCGUUGUUCAAUGCCGAUAAAAAAACAGUGAUUGCAGAAUUUCAAAAAGAAACCGAAGGAGCGCUGGCAAGGGCCGACUUUGUCACCACGAAUGAUCUCGCUGUUUUGCAGGCCUACGUCAUUUCACUGCUCGCUGCACGAUCUCAGGAUCAAAGCCGAAGAGUAUGGACUAUGCUAAGUAUGGCACUGCGAGUAGCACAAGCACUAUCCCUUCACCUCGUCGAGCCACCAUUCUACGUCACUCCUUUUGAACAAGAGAUGCGCAACCGUGUAUGGCUAGGGAUCGGCAUCCUCGACGUAGCCGCCUCCCUAGACCGCGCAUCCGAGCCAAUGAUGCAAGCAACCUGGAUUGACUCCCACCCACCCUCAAACAUCAACGACGAAGACAUCUGGUUCGGCAUGUCAGGGCCAAUCCCACAGCACCCACCCGGCACAUUCACAGACAUGACACACUCCCUAGUGAUAGCCUCCUCCACAUCCGUCACCAGGUCACUCGCAUUCGCAGACUUCAUCGAGCCAAAAGCAGUGGAACUGAUGGGCCAGCGACAACAAGCAGUCCACAGCUUCCAACAGACAGCCGCAUCACUCCUAAGCGGCUGCAGACCCGACCAAUCAGAUUUCCAAUGGUACGCACAGAAACUAGCCGGCGUGAUGAGCAGCUGGCUCCAACUAGCCUGCCUAAGGCCUCUCUACAAAAGCAAAACCUUCACCCCACCCAAGAUCCACGGCGACGCCCUCCUCAAGCUAGCAGCCGACAACCUCCAAACAUCCCAAGAAGCAUAUAACUACCCAGGCGCCGCAGGAUGGCGUUGGUUCGGUUCGAUGUGGGUACCAUGGCACGCACUAGCAGUAGCAAUCGCUGAGCUAUGCGUCUGCAAAGACCCAUCAAUAAUGUCCCGAUAUUGGUCCGUCGUCGAUGAAGUCUACCAACGAUCCCGCUUCAUAGUCGCGGACUCACAGCAUGGCAUGCUCUGGAAGCCAAUGGAGAGACUCAUGGCACAAGCCCGAACACGACGCAAAGAACUCCAAGAACAGGAGUCUGCCAGCCAAGCCAUGUCACGCUUUACAUUCAAUGAUCUCGCUGCUGGGUUUAUGCCCCAGCAACCCCAAACAAUACCUCAGCCUGCUCCUCCCCCACAUUUGCUCGAUAUGGGCACGGCUAUUGGUCCGCAGCCAGGGUUGCAUAUGGCUGCUCCCCCGACUUCGUUUGCGAAUGUUCCUUGGCCGAAUGUCUGGGAAGCGAUGGAUUUCAAUGAUACAACCUUCGUCCCGCCGAACGACAAUGCCUGGCUGAGUUAUGAGAAUUUCAUUGAGAAUGUUUACGAAUGCGCUGAUUCUAUAUUUUUACCACGAUAA